This is a messenger RNA of Paraphaeosphaeria sporulosa, 1414 nucleotides long. RefSeq lists its product as uncharacterized. Lineage: Eukaryota; Fungi; Ascomycota; Dothideomycetes; Pleosporales; Didymosphaeriaceae. The record is from RefSeq and is a predicted model, not a curated record. The transcript has 2 exons. Bases 207 to 962 code for a protein of 251 amino acids.
GCUGAAGCUUUCUACAAGUAACGAGGCGCUCGAUUAUUACGGUCUACUGUGCUGCGCAUGAUGGGGAAUGUGAGCAUAGCGUUUGAAAAUGUAGGAUACAUUUGAAGAGUGCGGAAAAAGCUUAGGAGGGCAUACGAGGUCUUGGUAGUCUUGGUACCUAUGGUACACAGCACAAGAUAAUUUGACAAGGCUGUCACGGCGAGGCUAUGUUGGUAGACCUCAGUACCGAUGCGUGGAGAUGCCGAGGGGUAGGUAUUUUAGGCCGUAUACGUACAGUGAAUGCAUAUAGAAGUAAAGGUGCACAAGUACCUCCUUCGCUCCCAGCGGCCACCCCUUCACUACCACCAGCCAUGCCCCACACUCCCAACACCGCGCUCCGCGAGAAACAGCGUUCAGCCGCUGGGUUUCUCACCUUCGGUUUUAUUCUCGACACCGUAUCUUGGGCUCUGUUUGGUUAUCUCAUCCACCUCGUCCACAAAGAAACCGACGCCUACUACGCCGCACUCCAGGCAUGUGACUCCCCCAACCCAAGCCCUUCAUCCUGCAACCUUGACCCCCGUACCCACUCCCUCCCCUGGGCCCUCACCCUCACCCUCCCCCCACUCAUCUUCUCCUCCCUCACGGUUCCUAUUGCGCUCGCUCUCGCCCUGCAGAAACGUCUGCACCCCGUGCUCAUACUCUGCGUCGCCGUGCCUUCUUUCUGCCUCUGGAUUUCUCUCGGCAUCCUCAACGCGCUCAGCUCCGAUCCGUACUUGACCGAAAAUAUGAAUCCCAUGCCCGUGGACAAAUGGAUGCAAGGUGUUGCGGGGAUGCAGUGCGCCAGCGGCGCAGCCUGGCUUAUAGGCAUGAGUAUGGCGGCAAGGUGGGUGCAUGUGCAUAACCAGGAGAAGUGGGCGACGAGGUGGAUGGAAGAGCGGGCGAGGAGCAUGGAGGGCACAGGGCUGCCGCCGUAUAAUGUGUGAGAGAGGGAGCUAUCCGGCAUUGUUGUUUGGUUCUCGCGGCGCAAACAGUGGAUUCUGAUAAACGAUGACGAAGGGGCCGCGAAAGUACUACGGAGGUCUACCUGAAAUGUCGACGCGAAAGCGGAGAGUACACACCACUAAUGUAUAAUGCAAUGUCUCAUAUGUAACAAGUUCGGGGGUUAGAUUGAUAUUCAGUUCUCUAGCCUGCAUCAUGAGAAGAAAAUGCAUGCUAUCAAAGCCAUCACCAACAGCAUCGUAUCAACACUGAAAACCCGAAUUCCAGCUCCUCUUGUAUACCGAAUCUCUCGUACAGUGUAACAGGCUCCGUAAGGGGUAGGUUCUAACCUUAAAGGCAGCCCAUUACUCGCCGUCGGUAUAUCAUAAUACGCUUGCGUCGUAGUAGCCGCCGUCUGCAAAUAUCUCUGACCAACGUUCGAACAGAACGCUGCUCC